CCGGCAGUGACGUGUCGCGUCGCGUAGCCGCGGGAUUCAAACUCCCGGAAGCGGUGUCCAGACUGGAGAGUUGCAGGGGGUCUGACGCAGCGACGCGAGCGCUGUGUUUGGUCUCAGAUCAUUUCAAAGAUGUCUUCCAGAAGUCCCAAGGAUUUAAUUAAAAGCAAGUGGGGAUCAAGGCCUAGCAGCUCCAAAUCGGACACUGCAUUAGAGAAAUUUAAGGGAGAAAUUGCAGCCUUUAAAACAUCCCUGGAUGAAAUCACAAGUGGGAAAGGAAAAGUGACUGAUAAGGACAGAUGCAGACUUUUGGAGAAAAUUCAAGUUCUUGAAGCUGAGAGAGAGAAGAAUGUUUAUUACCUCACAGAGAAGGACAAAGAAAUACAGAGACUCAAAGACCAGCUAAAGGCAAAAUAUAGUUCCUCCUCAUUGCUCGAGCAGCUGGAAGAGAAGACAAAGGAGUGUGGGAAGAAGCAGCAACUGUUAGAGUCCUUAUCCAAGGAGACAGAUGUCCUGAAGAAGCAGUUGUCCGCCACGACGAAGAGACUUUCUGAACUGGAAAGCAAAGCCUGUACACUCCAUCUGUCACAGAGCAUGCCUGCAAACUGCUUCAACUCAUCAAUGAGUAGUAUUCACGAAAAGGAAAUGCAGCUGAAAGAUGCUCUGGAGAAAAAUCAGCAGUGGCUUGUGUAUGACCAGCAGCGAGAGGCCUACGUUAAAGGACUUUUAGCAAAGAUCUUUGAGCUGGAGAAGAGAAUAGAAACAGCCGCUACUUCACUCCCACAGCAUAUGAAAAAGACUGAAUCAGAAGGUUAUCAUAGAGAGGAGAAACAAAAAUAUGAUCAUCUAUUGGAAAGUGCCAAAAAAGAUCUUGAAGUCGAACGACAAACCAUAACUCAGUUGCGUUCAGAACUUGAUGAAUUUAGAAGAAAAUAUGAAGAAACUCAAAAAGAGGUUGACGAUUUAAAUCAGCUAUUGAGUUCGCAACGAAAGGCAGACAUACAACACCUGGAAGAGGAUAGACAUAAGACAGAGAAGAUCCAGAAACUCAGGGAAGAGAGCAGUAUCUUCAAGGGGAAACUGGAAGAGGAGAGGAAAAAGUCUGAAGAGCUCUUAUCUCAGGUCCGCAUUCUCUACGAGUCUCUGUUAAAGCACCAAGAGGAACAGACCAGGGUAGCUCUGCUGGAGCAGCAGAUGCAGGCAUGUACUCUAGACUUUGAAAAUGAAAAACUUGACCGCCAGAAUAUGCAGCACCAACUAUAUGUGAUUCUUAAGGAACUCCGAAAAGCAAGAAGUCAAAUAACACAGUUGGAAUCCUUGAAGCAGCUUCAUGGCUUUGCCUUCACAGAGCAGUCAUUCCCACUCCAGAGAGAGCCUGAAAACAGAAUGAAAGGUACCUCACCCAGAAGUCCCACUGCUGCACUCAACGAAAGCCUGGUGGAAUGUCCCAAGUGCAGUGUACAGUACCCAGCCAACGAACAUCGAGACCUGCUUGUCCAUGUUGAAUACUGCACGAAGUAGCAGGACCGUACUUGCCUUUGCACUGAAAAAGUCCGCACUGUAUCCUGUUUGUUUAUGGGCACUUUGAAUCACAGAUUACAUCUCUUGCACAAGAA
Molecule: messenger RNA, 1613 nt
Organism: Phodopus roborovskii (desert hamster)
Lineage: Eukaryota; Metazoa; Chordata; Mammalia; Rodentia; Cricetidae
Gene: Cep55
Product: centrosomal protein 55
Exons: 9
Coding region: 130-1518 (462 amino acids)
Biological process (GO): mitotic cytokinesis; regulation of phosphatidylinositol 3-kinase/protein kinase B signal transduction
Source: RefSeq, a predicted model, not a curated record